CCGACGAACAAGUGCGCGAGCGAUCUAUACAUCAAGUGAUAGUGCCUUUUACCAAGCUUUUCACCUAUUUUUUAUAACACAAACAUCUACAGGAUGUACCGGGAAGCUGUAGGGUGGUCACUGACCUUUCUCCUCCUGUCCAGUACCAUCUCGACUAGCUCGUCCUACCCAAACCAUGCUAUAUCCACCCCUCAGAUGGAGCACGGCGGCUUCAGGCCCAUCGUCCAAUCAGAAUCGCAGCAGAUCCAACAGCAACCAAUCAGAGAAGAGAGGAAAUUUGCAGAGAAACCGAACGCCAUCAAGAAAGUAGCCCUGGAUGAUCUGGAUAAUGAUAUCCAGACCAAUCAGAUUUCUGAGAGCACUGGGGGUGGAUUCAGUUGGUCCAGCUUGUUAGGCAUGGUGAUGCAAAUGAUCUUCAAUCCCGGCGGCGGUCACCAAGGACCAAACAAGUCCGAGGGUCUCGACGAAGGACCGGUGUCAACAUCUCCAUGGGCCAACUUGCUCUCAGUAGGUCUGAAGAUCCUCACCGCCAUUUUGGGUGGAGGUCAAACGAGCGAAGGCAUCGAUAAAGUAGACAAUGGUAACUCUCCAAUGCAGGGUAUCUUGGCAGCGGUGUUACCGGCAGUGCUAGGGGCCAGGGAUCCGGAUCAGGUCAAUAUGAUGGCGAAACAGGCCAGUGAGUUCAUCAACAUCGUAGUAAAUCUUCUGGACGCCCUCAAGACCUCAUUCUCACACAGAUCUUUGGCGGCUCGUAAUCUGGGACGCAAAGAUUCAGUCAGCGAUGCUGCAGUUGCCGGAAUCGCCAUGGCCAAGGGGUACAUGCGGUCAUUGAACACAAAUAACGACAGUUGUAUGCAGAGGUAUAUCUGUGAAGCAACAACUGAAUGCUCAAACGACGUAGGACAGAGUUCUCUAUAUUGCCAUCUGGGAAGCUAUGCCGUUAGCUUCAUCCUAGACAAAUCAGUAGGCUCCUCGUUCGAUGUCCUCUACGAAGCUGGCAGACGAGGAAGGUACGGCGAUAACUGUCAACAACAAUUUUUGGAGUGCAACGAGGUUUAAUAUGGCAGGAUACCAUCAUAGGAACUAAAUGUGCUUUUCUAUUCGAGAAAAGCAGUCAGAUAUUUUAGAGUUAAAGUUAUCGAAAAUUUUAAGUUAUUAUUGCAUUUAAUUCUUUGACUGUAUUCGAAAAUAGUUUUGAAUUAUGGUACAGCAAAAAAACUAGAUGCAAAGAAUAAGACUCUUCCUGGAACUUUUAUAGGAUCUAUCGAUGAAUUUUGUACUUGAGUCAGACACUGAAAUAACGGAAAACUUUCUAUGUUGGAAGAUAUGUAUUGUUGGAUAUCUAUUUAAAAAAGCGUUAACAGAGAACUUGAGUCACGAAAAAAUCGCCAACAUACACAAGGAUGACUAUUCUGCGACGACUUUAAAAAAAUGUACGCAGAAUUUUUUACUAAGAAUACAAUGUAUCAGUGGAGUAUAAACAAAAAUUGUAUAUAUUUAUUGCUUGGUUAGAGUGGAAUAGAAAAGCAUAAAAUAUUUUCCCGUUAUAUCUUGUUA
This is a messenger RNA of Acanthoscelides obtectus, 1557 nucleotides long. The record is from the annotation of a GenBank genome assembly. Lineage: Eukaryota; Metazoa; Arthropoda; Insecta; Coleoptera; Chrysomelidae.